This is a messenger RNA of Drosophila subobscura, 957 nucleotides long. Its product is annotated as protein FAM133. NCBI's taxonomy places the organism in Eukaryota, Metazoa, Arthropoda, Insecta, Diptera, Drosophilidae. The record is from RefSeq and is a predicted model, not a curated record.
CCACAGUCAGUGAGAAAACACAAGUGGCAGCGCGAGGUUCACACACAGCUAUCCAGAGAGGCAAAAGGGCGUCAAUUUCAAUUCUGAGUAUCAAUUGAGGAUUAAAAGGAACAUCAUCACAAUGCAGCGAUCCCUGCUGCUCCUGUCGCUGGCGGCGCUCGUCCUUAGUGCGGCGAUGGCCCUGCCCCUGAGUGUGGAGGAGUCCGCCGAGCGGGGCUCCAGCCUGGAGAGUGAGAUGGAGAUGGAGAAGGAGCUGGCAGAGAGUGUGGAGAGCGAAGAGAUAUUGAAGACGGGCUGGGACAGCAGCGAAGGCACGGUGCCCAAGACCAUCGUUAAGCGAUCCCCCAAGGGAGCAGCCAAGGACGCCAGCAGCUCAUCGGAGGAGCACGAGGACAAGGCAAAGGCUAAAGCCAAGGCAGAUAGCUCCGGCGAGUCUUCCGAAGAGGCGAAGAAGAAGGAGCAGCCGGCAGAGGCGCAGCCCGAACAGAAAGACGAGAGAAAAAGAAGAUCCACUGAGGCGGCAGCCAAGGACGCUAGCAGUUCCUCGGAGGAGCAUGGAAACGACAAGGACAAGGACAAGGCGAAGGCCAAGGCGGACAGCUCCGGCGAGUCCUCUGAGGAGGCGAAGAAGAAGGAGCAGCCGGCAGAGGCCGAGCCGGAAAAGGCCAGCAGGAGAAGACGUCAGGCGAUCAAGGAUCCGCAGAGCGUUGAGAAUGUGAAUGAUGAGGCGGAUGAGUAUGUGGAUCCGCCCGGUCAGGACAGUCAGGCUGAGAAGGAGGAUGGUGCUGCACCCGACGUCCUUCCACCAGACAACACCAGCAUCGAAGACUACGCCCAAGGCUGCGAGGUGAUGGAGGUGAACUCCAAGGAGGCCAACGAGACAACCUACUUCGAAUAAGUCCGCACGUUUAGCAUAAAGUAGAUUUAAAAUAAACUAGAAAAAAAGUCCCACACAGG